Messenger RNA from Racocetra persica, 2868 nucleotides. NCBI's taxonomy places the organism in Eukaryota, Fungi, Glomeromycota, Glomeromycetes, Diversisporales, Gigasporaceae. The record is from the annotation of a GenBank genome assembly.
AUUCUUAACUUUUAUCAUAAUCCAACUAUGACUUCCUAUCUCUGUCAUGAUACCAAAUCUGACUUAGGAUCGACAGAGUUUGCUAUAGAAUUUGAUGAUACAAAUGAUGCAAAUGUCAUAAUUGAAGUUGGGGGAGAAAAUAAUUUGGAGUUCAAAUCUUUUAAGGCCCAUUCAUUGGUGUUAUGCGAAAGAUCCAUUUAUUUUAGAAUUGCAUUAUCGGACAAAUGGGCUAGGAAGGAAGAGGAUAUUUAUAUUCUUAAAAAGCCAAACGUUGCACCAAAGGUUUUUGAAGUUAUUUUAAAUGAGAGUUUAGAGCACUUAAACGGUCCAGAUUCGAUCGCACUAUUAAUCGCUUCAGAUGAAUUAGAACUUCAACGACUAUGUAUACAUGCGCAAACUCAUAUAACAAAUACACAAAACGAUUGGCUCAGCAAAAAUCUAAUACUUGUUCUUGAUAUAAUAUCAAAACAUGAAGAUUUUGACAUACUUCGUGAACAUGUGCUUGGCAUAGUGUGUAGGGAUCCUCAUUUAAUUUUUGGUGUUAGAGUUCCUUACAAAAAGAUUUUACCAAAACAAUUGAAUGAGGACAUUAUUAAAUAUUUUAUGAAACCUGGUUGUGAACUUACUACUAGAAUUUUACCUUCUCGUUUAACGAUUAUAGAUUCUCAUAUCAUUAAAUCCAUCCAUGCUGGACUUAUAAGUAGUUGGAUUGAUGGAAAUGUCCAUGAUAAUGAUUGUUCAAAUUGUAAAAUCAAUUACAAAUUUAAUUUACUUGUUCGUGGAAGUCGUGAUGGUUUUGAUGCAUCGACAUUUCAUAGCCUGUGUGACGACAAAGUCGGGACUGUGGUAAUAAUAAAAUUAAAGGACAGCAAUAAAGUGGUGGGUGGGUAUAAUCCGUGUACAUGGCAACGAACGUUCUUGGGACCACUCACUCUAAUGAGAGAUUAUGAAAACAUUGUAAAUAGUUUUGUGUUUUCGUUUAAUGUUAAUGAUGAUCUGAAAAAUGCAGUGUUGAGUAGGGUUGUGGUAACUAGUAAUGCGUUUUACUAUUCUACUUUGAAUGGCCCUUGUUUUGGAGAUGGUGAUCUUUGGAUGACUGGAACUUUUGGUUCAUCAAGAAGAAUGUCGUAUGAGCAUAGUAUUAUGGAUGUAUCCAAUUUCUUUGCUAACGAUUAUGAGACAAGACAAAUAUCAGAACUUGAACUUACAGCGAUACAGCUUCGUCACGAAGCUACUGGCGCAGAGCAUUUACAUAUUGUUCGUGAUGAUGAUAAUAAUGUUUUUGGGGUGGGGUUUUCGACACCGCCUAUGAAUAGUAGUGGGACUCCGCAUAUUUUGGAGCAUACCACCUUAUGUGGCAGUAAGAAAUUUCCUGUGCGAGAUCCUUUUUUUAAAAUGUUAAACCGUAGUUUGGCGAAUUUCAUGAAUGCUUUUACAGCCAAUGAUUAUACAAUAUACCCAUUUUCUACAACCCAUCAAUUGGAUUAUGAAAAUUUGAGAGAUGUUUACAUGGAUGCAACUUUUCAUCCAUAUUUAAGGGAACUAGAUUUUAGACAAGAAGGCUGGCGACUUGAGCAUCAAAUUCCUCAUGACAGGACAACACCUUUGCAGUUCAAAGGAGUUGUAUAUAAUGAAAUGAAAGGACAGAUGUCAGACGCAGGAUACUUGUACUAUUCCCAAGUUCAGCAAUAUAUGUAUCCAGAAACAACUUAUGGAUAUAAUAGCGGCGGAGAACCAAAGAAUAUCACAGAUUUAACGUACCAAGAACUCUUAAAUUUUCAUAAAUCUCAUUAUCAUCCAAGCAAUGCAAAGUUUUAUACAUAUGGCAAUUUUCCACUGGAAAAUCAUUUGAUGGCUAUUAACAAUAAAAUUAAAGAUUUUAAAAAAUUGAUUCCUGAUAAAGGAAUUAAAAUAGUCAAACCAUUUGAUAAACCUCAAAGGAUGGUUUUUCAUGGGCCUGUUGAUCCAAUGAAUAAUCCUGAAAAACAGACAAAAAUGUCUGUUUCCUUUCUCACAAAUGACAUAACUGAUGCAGUUGAAACUUUUGCUCUGAGACUAUUUGCAUACCUUCUCUUAGAUGGUCAUGCAUCACCAAUGUAUAAAGCCUUGAUUGACACAAACAUAGGAUCGGAUUUUUCAGAAAAUACAGGAUACGAUUCAUCUACAAGAAUAAGUUCUUUAUCAAUUGGACUACAAGGAAUGAAAUCACAAGAUGUACCUUUGGCUGAACAAACAAUAAAAAAAGUUCUUGAAGAUAUUCAUCGUAAUGGAUUUGAUUCAAAACGAAUUGAAGCAGCUCUUCAUCAAACAGAAUUAGGAAAAAAACAUAAAACCUCGGAUUUUGGUUUGAGUUUAAUGCACAGUAUAAGUUCAGGAUGGUUUAAUAAUAGCAAUCCUAUUGACAUUUUAGAGAUUAAUAAGAAUAUAGAAAUAAUAAAAGAGAGGAUAAAAAGUGAACCAUUCUUUCAAAACUUGGUAGAAAAAUAUUUCUUGACAAAUCCUCACACUCUUAUCUGUAUAAUGGAACCCGAUCCACACUAUACUGAAAAAUUGAGCCAAGAAGAAGAAAAAAGAUUAUCUUCAAAAACCUCUGUUCUCACUGAACCAGAGAAGAACAAGAUUUACGAACAGUCUAUUGAACUAAUCAAGAAACAAGAAGCCGAAGAGGAUUUAUCGGUUUUGCCAAGUUUACAUGUUUCGGAUAUAUCGCGAGAAAUGAAAAGAAUUCCAUUAGAACAUCGUAAUUUGGAAGAUUGUUCUAUACAAUGGCGAACUACAACAACUAACGGAAUUACAUAUUUUAAGAUGAUAAGUAAAAUCGAAGGAUUACCAGAUGAGUUAAGAAUAUAUGUACCAUUGUUUGCUCAG